GGUCUUUCGGCCUGUUGGGUUCGCAGUCUUCCGGUUCUACCAAGUACAUUCAUUUGUUCCUGACUUCCGCUUGCAAGCGGAGAGUUUGUAAGUUACAAUCAGCGAUGAAAGAAGUGAGCGAAAGUCAGGGGUCAUGAGCGAUGUUAUUGACCGGUUGAUGCACUGGUCAUUGCCUGCUAUCCGGUCAGAGUUCGGGCAUGAUGUGACAUCGAGGAUCGCGGCAACACUGCCGCCUGGCAGUCGUGCUGAGGUGUUCCGUCUCGGAGGAGGAGGGGAUGAUUCGACGGCAGAUGCAGAUGAUUAUGGCGAACCUGAGGGUGUGGGGAGCCGUGGAGGCAAUGGCGGGUCAUUUUGUGGGUCGGAUGAUCCACUUCCACGUUGGGGGCAUGCGUCACAGCAUGGCCGUAGAUCACGCGGGCGGCCACCGGCCUGUGGCAGGUCGCGUUCGCAGUUUGAUUAUGUGCGGCUCAAUGGUGCCCUGCAAAGCGAACCUUAUCAUGAUCGGUCAGAUGUGUUGAAAACAACGCGUCGCUGGAAAGGCCUGAAAGCGCCUGAUAUCGUGUUCGUGAAGCCAGUGAAGCUUCUGCAAUUGCUCGGGUUGUUCGAUUUGUGUUGCCCACGCCACGGGGGCGGGUGUCGUGUGGAUGUGUCCUGUGUCGGUUAUCCGGGGCAGAUUUGUCGCAUUCCAUUUGCUUAUCGUAAAACCUGUCGUUGGACGUGGCACAAUGCACUGAUCACGGGAACUGUGCACUCCUGCAGACUUCAUGAGCAUUUGUUCUAUGCGUCCGUCACUGCGGGUAUGACAUAUACCGUUCUCAACAACUUCUGCAUCGUGCUUGGGGUGACACCUGUGCAUAAGCCCACUUUUUACAGUAACAUACGCGUUCAUGAGAAGGAGUUGUUGGAUGCUUUGUCAGACCGUUUUGGACCAGGGUGUUUGACGCUCAAAGAAGAACGAUUGAAGAAAAGCGACUUCGUCGCUGUUGGGUUGAGCAAAAUGUACCCGUACGGCACGACGACGAACGAGCAGUCCUUGCUCGUGGAUCCAGACGGUGUGACUGAGUUCCAUGUGCAUAAGGUGGGACAUUGGUUUCUUGGUGCUGCUGAGCUUUGCAGAGAUGAGGGCGGCGACUCUGUAACUCUGCACAAUGAUACCAUGAUGAUCGUCGAGCAUUGGGCAGGGGACCACUUGAGGUGCGUUGGGAACAGAGAGCUUUUAUGCGCAAGGGGUGGUGACCCAUGUCGAUUGCCUCUGUACACGCGCAACGAGCCUGUGCAUGACAUCAUUCGGCAGACGUUGGGCAGGUAUUGCAGCACGACCGCUUGUUCGUACUACACGGAGUUUCGUCACACGUCGACGGUUGAGACCUUCCAGGGCACGAUCAUCAUUUACGCGAAGAAGGCCUUGCACUUCGAGAAGUCGUAUGAGCCGCGUUUGGCGAUUGCAAUCAUUCGAUGGAACACUCAUGCAUGGCAGGAUCCCGUGGAGUAUCGUGCCCGCAUGCCUUCUGGGACUUCUAUUCGUCCAAGGCCGAGCUACUACCGUCACAAUCACCCACCUCAAGACUCAUGGGUGGAUCGGCUGUCGACGUUCAUCUUCGGUUGGCAUGGCGUUUCUGAUUGGGCUCAACGCCUUCUCGAGUACGACGAUUGUGAUGUGGUUGGCGAGGUUGGGUCGUCGACGCCUCCUCUGCCUCGCAAUUUUUUUUGCAGAGGCGAGGAGACCAUUGGCCGUGACGAGAACGACGUUGAUUCAGGUGCGGAUCUCGACGUUGUGGGAGGUAACAAUGUUUUUAUCAUUGGCGUCGGGGAUCAGUUACCUGGACCAGCAAAUGCCGUGUCCGAUCGAUCGUGUUAUUCUCUCUCUUACGCAGAUGAUGUCGAGUUGGUCGAUGAUUGAGAUUGUGUUAUGUCGUAGUCUUUUGUACAUGCGACUUUAACAUUUAUUGGCUUUCGAGGUGGACGUGCUGAUGCUCACUGUCUUUAUGAUCUACUUUAUUUCAUUGUGUGACCUCAUUUCACAUUCUUGUCGUCUUUUUUUUUUGUCCUCAUGCGGUUGUAUGUUCUCACAUCGUAUGUAUAUAUGUAUAUGCGAGGAGCAUGGAUGCUCGUCAGUUAUAAAAGUGUAUUAGGAAACAUGUAUGUAACACAUAUCUCAAAAAUAGCAUUGUCCCACACCAAACAUAAUGGAAUAUGCGCAUAUAACCUUUCAAAGCAAUUCAAUGAUCACAACCAUAUUGAAGAUAGAAAUUUGUAAGCUUACAAUUAUAUAGGGUCCGACAACAUUACAUGAAGGGCUAAGCGUCCUCCAAGACUUUCUUCACUGGUGUUCACUGGCGCCAGCAACCAAUAAUGAAAUGUAGUGUUAAAC
Molecule: messenger RNA, 2371 nt
Organism: Chara braunii
Lineage: Eukaryota; Viridiplantae; Streptophyta; Charophyceae; Charales; Characeae
Source: the annotation of a GenBank genome assembly